This is a messenger RNA of Dentiscutata erythropus, 1296 nucleotides long. The record is from the annotation of a GenBank genome assembly. Lineage: Eukaryota; Fungi; Glomeromycota; Glomeromycetes; Diversisporales; Gigasporaceae.
AUGUGGUUAAAUUCUGAUAGCAACUCUGAUGUAAAAAUGAUUGCUGGAAGUGAACCAAACAUUAAAGAAUUUAGUGUACAUUCAUCAGUUUUACGUUCUUGCUCUCUUUAUUUUCAAAGGGCUCUAUCAGAACGAUGGAAGGACCAAAAUAUGGUAUAUAUUUAUGCAGGAAAAAAUAUAUUGAAUACAUCACCUGAAGAUUCUUUAAAAAUACUGGUCGCAUCUGAUGAACUUGAACUUCUUGAUCUUAUUGAAUGUGGAUAUAAUCCUGUAAACUGGGGUGGAUUUACUGCAAAGAUCGAUGAAUUAAAAUUAGAUGAUUUUACUCGAUUAGAAAAUUCUAAUGGAAUUCAAUCAGAUUUAUGCAUGAAAGGUUCAAAUUAUUGGACUAGUAACUUGAGAACUUAUGAAAAUAGAAUAACUCAUCCGGGCCAGUUAAUUGUUGAAGAAUAUGAAGUAUUGGCAUUUGAUAAUUAUAAUCCGAUGAUGAAUAAUGCAAUUCUAAAAAUUUUGAGAAUGUGUAAAUCUCCUUGUAUUGUCAAUACUAAUAAAGAACUUGAUAUACACUGUCGUUACAAGAAAUCAUAUUUCCUUUUACAAGUCACCAAUCGCCAAUUUUAUAGCGAAGAAUAUUUAGUAAAGGCUUACCGUUCAUUCAACAGAUUUUUAGAUGAAAUUCAUGAUAUUGAUACUUUUUAUAACCGUCUUUUUGUUAUAAAAUUAGUUGAAGUAGCUGAAGAGUUAAAAAGUAGGUUUCGAUAUCAAAACUCUGAUCAAAAUAUCAUUUACAAUGAGAAUGAAGUAAUUAAUAUAAUUAAAAGUUUUGGUGAUAACACAGAAGAUCAGUUUUAUCAAUUUUAUGAAUCUGAUACUAGACAUAAACAACUAUGGGAAGAAGAAAUUAGAUUCAUCGAAAAUUUAAAAACUAUCGAACUUAUAAAAAUCAGACAUUCUUAUAAUUUAGGCGACAGAAAUUUUAAUCUUGAUUACUGUAGAUUUGAUUUUGUUGAUAAAAAUUUUAAAUUUGUAGUUCGUUAUGAAAAUACUGAAAUCUACGAUCAACAAGAAAAUUAUCUGGUAGAUUUUGAUAAUGGAAUUUCUGCUCAUAUGCCACCAGAAGUUUGGGGUAUAUACAUUACAAAAGGUAACCCUCAACAAAUGAACGAUUUGUGUCAAAAAUGUAACACCUUAAACAGAACAAUUUAUAUUCUUAACCAAAUAUUUGACACUUCUAUUCCCGAUGAUCGUAGAAAUAUUAUUCAAGAAAUCGAUAAUAGUAAACACUUACUUCAAUAA